Molecule: messenger RNA, 1459 nt
Organism: Mytilus trossulus (common blue mussel)
Lineage: Eukaryota; Metazoa; Mollusca; Bivalvia; Mytilida; Mytilidae
Exons: 3
Coding region: 47-484 (145 amino acids)
Source: RefSeq, a predicted model, not a curated record
UUUUACAGUUCGAAAGUAAACAGGAGUGUAAAAUACACUAACUCAGAUGAGGUUGGAUAAAACAAUGUCUAUAUUUAUGUGUGCAAUAUUAUUUUGGAUAUUGACUUUAAAGACAGCAGGCGCUACAGAAUGCUUGCAGUGCAUAGAUGGUACGUUUGUUACCACAAGCGUUCCUCCAACAUUUCAGACAUAUAUAAAAACUUUGGAGAAAGACAUAAACACGCCAAAGUGUGCAAAUGCGACGUCUGGUUCUCGACCAGGAAGUAUAACCAUUGGUCCAUGCGAAGAUAACCCCCCUAACAACAGAAUGAAUAAAUGUGGAACUUUAACUGGGACUGUCAACUUGACUCACUUAACAACUCACUUAGAUAUCAAAGCGACACUGACAGCUAGAGGUUGUUUUGCAGUUGAUAAAUACAUAGAGGAGGGAUGUUAUACAGAUAAGAAUAUGUUAAAUGACCAGAAAAUCGUACUUGAAAAAUAGUUCGGAAAAGGAAUUGAACUAUUCCAAAUACAAAUAGGAGAUAUAAACAAUGGUAAAUUAUGUAUAAGUGGAAGUAGUACAAUGUGUUCUUCACCUGUAUUAUUGAUACUGCUUAUAUUCAAGUUGAAACUAAUUGGACUAUUCAUAGAGUAGAUAUGCAGCGUUUUUUAACACUUAAAUAAAAACGAAGUAAAAAAAAACAAUGGUAUUUUGAUUAUUUUAUGCCUAGCUGAACAUUGUGUUUAUCUGAUGUAUAUUGAAAUGAUAGGAGUCAAACAUAGUGAAUUUCCUAAAAAUUGUGUUCUGGAAUAUCAUUCAGAAAUUUUGAGUUCUUUUACAAUUGGUACUAUGAAUCUGUUAUAUUAGUAGUGUCGCUGCCUGCACGAUUUCUGAAGAUAAACUUUUUGAGUAUAUGUUUUAUAUGGAAAACAAGUCUGUAUGAUCGGAGAAACAUGUAUAAAAUGCCAUAUAAGAGGGGCGAAAUAUACAAGAGGGAAACGACAAUACUUAAAAAAAUCUUUAUCUUUCACAAAAAUCCAGUCAGCUUCUACCUAUUUAUUACGUUUUUAAGUCCAUUGUUUAAUAUUAGAAUAACUUUUACGAUUUUGAUGAUAAAUGAUGUAAAGUUUAAAAUCAUUAAAGAUGAGAACAAAUGUAUUUCAAACUAUGGUUACCUUUUGAUACUGACAUCUUCGUAAUUAAAAAAGGAGCUAUGGUACAAAUUCGAGACGGACCGAAAGAACUAAAAAUGAUACAUUAUAUAGAAUAAAAAGAUUCGGUAGAUUGCUGAUGUGACAAAUUUUCACUAGGGAACAACUUAGAUGUUAUAGGUCACCGUACGACUUUUGAUAAUGUACAAAACCCAAACUGUAUCAUAAACGCUAUUAAAGGUACCGACAUUACAAAACGUACAACACUUCAAACGAGAAAACGAACAGGCUGAUGUUUGUGCAAAUUUUCAAAAUAACAACAGUU